AUGUCACCACAGAAACCGGAAGAGGACGAACGAAUGAAGAAGGUUCACUACAAGGAAGCUUUAGGAUGUCUCCAGUAUAUUGCGCAAGCAACACGUCCGGAUAUCAGCUACGCGGUGAAUGCAGUCAGCGAAUUCAACAGCAAUCCGGGACCAAAGCACUGGGACGCAGUGAAAAGAAUUCUACGAUACCUGAAGAGAACGGCGAGCAAUCGGCUGCGGUACAGCAAGCAAGGCAACGGAGAGCUAUGGUGCUAUCUCUUGGAACGUGAAACACCAGUUAACGGUAGCUUUAUCAUGUUGCGAAGCUGA
Messenger RNA from Uranotaenia lowii, 309 nucleotides. RefSeq lists its product as uncharacterized. The coding region runs from base 1 to 309 and encodes 102 amino acids. Lineage: Eukaryota; Metazoa; Arthropoda; Insecta; Diptera; Culicidae. The record is from RefSeq and is a predicted model, not a curated record. The transcript has 2 exons.